This is a messenger RNA of Mercenaria mercenaria, 2168 nucleotides long. RefSeq lists its product as uncharacterized. The record is from RefSeq and is a predicted model, not a curated record. Gene Ontology annotation, biological process: neuropeptide signaling pathway. The transcript is spliced from 3 exons. The coding region runs from base 702 to 1997 and encodes 431 amino acids. Gene Ontology annotation, cellular component: membrane. NCBI's taxonomy places the organism in Eukaryota, Metazoa, Mollusca, Bivalvia, Venerida, Veneridae. Gene Ontology annotation, molecular function: neuropeptide receptor activity.
UAGAAAUACUAAUAACCAUUCGCAACAUGAUUUUAUUUGCUUAUCAACAUUAUACGUUGAAAUCAAGGUUUUACAUAACGGAUAUUAAUUUGAUCACUUAAAUGAUUUUUAAGUUUACUUCCUUGAUGGACAUAUCGUGUUAAUUAAAAUCACAUUAUCGUGUGGUUAAAACACUAGUUGUACAUUAUAUUAUUUUAAACCUUUUUUAUACAAACAAUUUGAAAAGUCUGACUGUUCGUGUGUGUUUUUUACCCGUUAAAGGAAGACGAUUAUGGAAUUUUAUCAAUCUUAACAGUGUGUGUCUUAAAAUUUAACAGGGAGAAAUAUGAAGUAUUUUAAAGUUUGUUUUGAGAGGACUUAAGAUUUUGUGUGUGUGAUAUUUUUUGAUAAAUGUAGCAGUCAAGUGGUAGCAUAAAGGAAUAGGUAUUUCUGGACCUAUAUGUAUGGCUACAAUCUAGUAUGAAAUGGUCUCAGAAAAAACAUUCAUCUAAAAUCAACAAAAGAUUAAAGGAAUGCAGAUGAUGUAUAAUGUCGAACUAUUUUGUUUCUCCUGAUUUUAUUUCUAAUUGAACUGCAUUUAACUGUGAAUGUUUGGUUUAAACAAGAAGUGAUGCAUUAUGCUAAGAACGUUUAAAUAUUCACAUGUAUAAACUAUGAACAGUUAAAAACUUAACGUGUUGAAAUAUGAUAUAAAGAUUAAAAUGUAUCCAACUAUUCCAAAAGAGUGGAGAAAUGACCUUAACAGUAACGUCACCAUAGAGGAAUUGAAUGCUACGCUCGUUAAACUUCAUAUUCCAACCAUUGUGCUUAUAUCAAUAUUUAUGUGCGUCGGUGUAUUCGGAAAUAUAUUAGUGUUAAUUAUCUACACGAAUUACAAGUCAUCUACAUACAAGAGUUUCAUUGUUUGGCUUGGAUGGAUGGAUUUGCUGGCGUGUUUGGUGGGCAAGCCGGCACUCAUCAUCAUCAGCAUGUUGUAUCCGUACAUAUCGCCGUCAGAGAUCCUCUGUAGUUGGUCAAGGUUUCUUCACGUUUUUGUCAGUGUUAGUGCCGCCUUGAUAUUUCUAGCAAUUUCUUAUGAAAGAUACAAAAAAAUCUGUUUUAUGGAUCUGCAUCAACUGAGUUACAAAAGAGUCAACAUUAUAUGUCUUCUUGCAGUAAUAUCCGCAUGUAUAGUAGCUGUUCCCGCACUAUUUGUUUUCGGGGACGCGGAUGUAGACACUGGAGUGCAAAAUGUAACUGGUGUGGAAUGCUUUAUAGACCAGAGAUACAAAUCUUCGUAUUUACCGAAACUGUACUUCCUUUUUCAACUUUUACUCUGCUUAAUUUCGUUUUUCACGAUGUGUAUAUUUUACAUACGAAUAUGGAGGACAUUACGAUGGCACAAAACGUUUGUUUACGAGCACACAUUCAAAUCAUUGAGAUGUAACGAUGCACAACGAAAUGGAGCCAGCAGACCGCCAUCAAACUCAAAAAUUUUUGUUAUGACAAAUUUAAGAAGGGAGGACGAUAAAAGCAUUAAAGGAGAAGCAGCAAAAGUAGAGGCAAGAAAUACGCAAGAAUGUUUAGAGAGGGAUGUAACAAACACUGCUGAUUUUACUGCUGUAAAGAAUAUUAAUCUUGACAAUUCUCAGGAAGGUAUUCACAAAUCGCAAAGAAACUUGCUGUCAGCACAAGCAAAUGAAAGAUACAUACAAGCUCAAAAUAGGUUUACUAAAGAAAUAACAAAAAUGUUGUUUAUUGUGACAGUUGUGUUUAUUUUAGCUUUUCUACCUCAUCUUGUACUCAUGUUAAUGAACGCUUUAAGACCUCAGAUUUUGAGGGAACUGUCACCUGCAGGCGUUGUUGCUUACACGUUUUUCCUGAGGACGUUUGUGAUCAAUAAUAUGGCAAAUCCUAUCGUGUACUUUGUAUGUCUAGGAACAUUUCGCUCUAUGUGCUUUCAUAAGUUCAGGAAAAUAUGCCGAUGUUUAAACAGCAGGGAGAAUGGAACUAAGUAAUUACAGCCGGAGGUGCACUGAAGAUAAUCUGCAAGUAUGUGCAAUGUGGAACAAUACUGUGCAAUAUGAAACAUUUCCUUUCUGUCAAAUACUCAGUCACUUGUUUGUAGUGUUUGUCUUUGUUCAAAACAAGUAAAAAUUCAGUUUUUUUUUCAAUUGUUAUUUAGUAAA